This is a messenger RNA of Cryptomeria japonica (Japanese cedar), 2643 nucleotides long. RefSeq lists its product as uncharacterized. NCBI's taxonomy places the organism in Eukaryota, Viridiplantae, Streptophyta, Pinopsida, Cupressales, Cupressaceae. Gene Ontology annotation, molecular function: ubiquitin protein ligase activity. Gene Ontology annotation, biological process: interstrand cross-link repair; protein ubiquitination. Bases 1509 to 2351 code for a protein of 280 amino acids. Gene Ontology annotation, cellular component: nucleus. The transcript is spliced from 6 exons. The record is from RefSeq and is a predicted model, not a curated record.
GACACGGAUUCCUUCUUGGAAAAGGCUACACUCAAUUAAGAGGAGGAAACGUUGCUAGUUCGAGUCCGAUCACUGCAUCCUUCUCUAGAAUUGAUGGAGUGCCUAUUGUUUUUGGCUUCCAUCGGUUCCUGUUGCUCCAGAUCUGACUAAACAUCUGGUGCCUCCUGCCGCUUCUGCGGUAGCACAUAUGUAAACAAAUUUAUCUAGUCCUAUGAUGAGAUGGAGGCUAAAAUAAUAUUGAUUUGUAAGCAAUCUCAAUGGCCUUGAUGCGGUCCUCAACAAAAUCUCUGGAGAAUUUAAUCUCUAAGUUCAAUCCGUGCUAAUUAUUAGGCUAUAUCUGCUGAGAAAGCCUACCGGAAACGUCAUGUCUCACGCCGGUUUCCGGUGCGUUUUGCCGUUGCGUGAAAGUGCCGCUACCAGUAAAGGUGCGUGUGCGAUAUGAAGCUUUCAAAGUGAAUCGAUUUCCAGUUCUGAGAAGCGCAUCCGUGAAAUGUUCAGGGACAAUCCUGACCCUAGCAAGGCGCUGCGGAUGUUGUGAGCAUAUUGAAAGAAAAGUUUGUCUUUUGCAUUGUUUUCUUAGGUUUGUGUCUGCGUUUGUGUAUUAUCCAGGCUCUGUUGAAAAAUCAUAGGGUUCGACGAUUCGGGAGCGGAGGGAGAUUCGAAUCCGUUCGUGUAUAUGGCACAUCAUUUUGCUUUCUUGGCUUGGCUUGUAUGAGCUGGAGCGGCUCAAAGAGGUAAACGAUAAGGGAACUGUGUGAGGUUCGAUCCAUUGUAGUGUGCAGAAGAAGAUUAUGACGGCAAAAAAUGGAGAAAGUAAUGUGAUUGUUUUUUAUUUUGUUAAUUAUUUUUGUCUUUCUGGCUUUAAGUGCUUAAAUUUGAAUAGAUUUGGGGCAAAUAUUCCGAGGUUGUUAGAAAUUUGUAGUUUCAGUACUAAAUUUCAAGAGACUGAAACAAGCCUAAUUUUUUUUCAAUUUUUUUUACUAAUCUUUAAGCAGGUAGAGUUAAAAUAUUACUGUAAAAGCUUUUCGUCUUUGCUACUAAUGUUGAGAAGAUUAUCCCACGAAAAGAAGCCCGACUUUGUGGAAACUUUCGAUUUUUUCGUGCUACAAUUUGGCCUGUUUGAGGCAAAAGAAUGAGAGCGAACGUUGUUGCUGCCAAUUUGAGCAGGUUGUAAAUCUUUUGAAGGCUAUGCACAUUUUGAGCGCUCAAUUGUGGCGUUUAACUUAAAUUUGUCCAACCAGCACAGGAAAAAGAUCUCCAAGAUGCUAGAAGAUCACACUAGAUUUUUUUUUUCAUUAUUUCAAAUCAAAAAUAUUUUUUUAUUGAGAAGAAAAUUCAUUUCUCUGCUUUUCUCGUUCAAAUUUGUCCAGGAGGCGGAGGAGAUUUCAAGGCGUUGAAGCAGAACAAUUUUUUUCCCUCAAAUUUUGUAGCUGUCAGCCUGUCAGGUAGUUGAACCAUUGAAUGAGAUCUGCGAGGAUUCAAGGGAAUAUAGCGAGCUGUAUUCCGACAUGUUACAUGAAUUAGUUGGAGCUAGAUUAGUAAAUGAUGAAUUGAUUGAAAAAAACUACAAAUUAGAGGAGGAGCUCCACAAGGAUAAAGAGGAAUACUGUAAGCACGUACAUGAUGUGGAUGCUGAAUUACUUAGAGCUAUAUCUGAAAUUAAGGAAUUAGUUGAAAGAAAUAACAAAUUACAGGAUGAGCUCAACAAGGCUCCAAGGCAAUAUCCUCAGCAGUUUUUUAAGAUGGAAGCUGAAUUACUUGGAGCUAGAUUUGAAAAUAAGGAAUUAGCUAAAAGGAACAAAAAGAUAGAGGAGAUUAAAGAGCAAUAUUUUAAGCAGAUUCAUGACAUGGAUGCUGAAUUGCUUACAGCUAGAUCCGAAAUUGAAGAAUUGGCUGAAAGAAACAACAAACUUGAGGAGAAGCUCCACGUGGCUGAAAAAAGUGAAGAAUCCAGUAAACGAAAUCUUGACCAGACAAAAAACAUGCUGGAGGAUUGGUCUACAACAUUAGCGGCAAUGAAAGAUGAAUGUGAUCAAGUAUGCAAACAACAAGAGCAUAGAGGAGAGGCUCCAAGGCUUUCUAAAAAGAGGAAAUAUAUUGUUAAGGUUUACGAGAUUAAUCAUUGCGUGAAUUGCCCAAUUUGCUUUCAGCCAUGGGCUCAGUCUGGAGAGCAUAACGUUUGUUCCCUUUCUUGUGGCCAUUUCUUUGGCAGAUCAUGCAUAACACAAUGGAUUAGAAAAAGUGGAGCUCGGGGUUCUUCUAAGUGUCCCUUGUGUUCGAGUAAGGCUACUCUAAAAGAAAUAAGAAAUCAUUCUGUAUCAGAAACCUAUGCUGGAGAUGAGGAGAUUUAAAAGGUUUGAAGUGUCUGAUUACAAUUAGUUUCACUUUGGAGUACUCGAAUGAUCUAUCAAAUGCAAGAUAGUUAUAAGUGCGUUAUCGGGAUAUGAUUUUGAAUUGUCUAGAAAGGUGGUUUUUGUUGUUUUACAUAGUAAACAUGUCAGAUUUUAACUACUAUAAAAACUAUGAUAUUGCUAUUAUAAAAACUAUGACAUUAUAAAUACUUACAAACAUAUGCUUUAUUGUAGUAUAUUUCUAUUCAAAAUUCUAAAUUAUGAUGAUGCCAAUGGAUAACUUUAUUUGUUU